Sturnus vulgaris (Common starling) is the source of this 818-nucleotide messenger RNA. The record is from RefSeq and is a predicted model, not a curated record. Lineage: Eukaryota; Metazoa; Chordata; Aves; Passeriformes; Sturnidae.
AUGGGGACCAAUACCUUUCAUUUUAUAGACAGAGGAAAAAUGAGCUCAAGUGAGGAAGAGGCUGUGCCUGUGGAGUGGGAGGCUCAGAUCAAUAGGCUUCCUUCUGACUCCUUCAAGUACCUUGGCUGGUGUGACAUAGAGGAACAUGAUGUUCGAGGGAAUCAGCUCCACUGCCCCCGAGUGAGGGAAGGGCCCUCAGAAGAAGAGCUGUUUUUCAGAAAGGAAGAACAUACUCUGAAAAAAAGAAAACAAGUAACUGACACAGAGAAAUGGGAAAAGAGGCUGCAAGAGAACUGGGAAAACUGUGCUGAGUUGAACCUUUCCUUCCAGGACCUGGGUGAUCUUUACCAGGUGGAAAACUUCAAAAGAAUCCUCCGAAGAUUAAUUCGGGUGGAAAAGCUUUGGUUGGUGGACAAUUCUUUGACAGACCUCAGUGCCAUAAGGUUGCCAAGAUGCAGAGAGCUAAAUGCAAAUAAAAACCACUUUACAUCCUUCAAACAGCUGCCAAAGAUCCCUCAGAUUCAGCACUUAUCUCUUGCUGAAAAUAACAUCACGACCCUAAGUGGGAUUUCAGACUUGAGACACACUCCACUAGAAUCCCUCAUCCUCAAGAGGAAUCCCUGUGAGUUCCAGGAAAGAUACAGACAACUGGUGUUCUCCAGUUUGCCAAACCUGAAAAUACUGGAUGGUAUCCCAAAACUGCCAGAGGACUAUUCACCCCCUGAUGUCAGUUUUUUUUACAGAAUCUGCACUAUACUCUAGCACUGUAUUUUUGAAGGAUCACAACUGUGCUUGCUUAAAAGAGACAAUAAAUCCUG